Molecule: messenger RNA, 6665 nt
Organism: Anopheles bellator
Lineage: Eukaryota; Metazoa; Arthropoda; Insecta; Diptera; Culicidae
Gene: MTA1-like
Product: metastasis-associated protein MTA1
Exons: 13
Coding region: 1-3306 (1101 amino acids)
Biological process (GO): negative regulation of transcription by RNA polymerase II
Cellular component (GO): NuRD complex; nucleoplasm
Molecular function (GO): histone deacetylase binding; chromatin binding; transcription coactivator activity
Source: RefSeq, a predicted model, not a curated record
AUGACAACUAAUAUGUAUCGUGUCGGAGAUUAUGUGUACGUGGAGAUGUCACCAAUGACUCCGUACCAGAUUCGGCGCAUUGAAGAACUAAAUAAAACACCGAAUGGCAACGUUGAAGCAAAAGUUAUGUGUUUCUACAGACGAAGAGAUCUUCCGACACCCCUUGUGCAAUUAGCUGAUAAGCACCAAAUGGCAACAUCAGAGGACUCACCGGUGGCGAUGAAACUAAAGAAGAUGUGGCUAAAGACGCCUGUUAGCGAAGAACAAGCAGCGCAGGCAGUGCUGGAUCCUGCAUUAGCUGCCCUAGAAGAAGAACGAAACAGUCCGAAUAGUACGACGGGAGGCAGUGAACGCGGAGAGCAUCUCAAUCCGAAGCAGCGUCACCAGAUGAAACAACGGGAGUUGUUUUUAUCGCGGCAAGUGGAAACUCUUCCUGCUACCCAGAUCCGGGCCAAAUGCUCGGUGACAUUGCUGAACGAGGAGGAAUCGCUGCUAAGUUACUUGAACAAAGACGACACUUUCUUCUACUGCUUAGUGUUUGAUCCGACGCAGAAGACGCUACUGGCGGAUAAAGGAGAAAUUCGCGUAGGUGCCCGAUACCAGACAGAUCUGCAGCAGAUGUUGAAAACGGGCGAGAAAGACGAGCGCAAUUUGGACGAACUAGAAACACUCGUCUGGACUCCGCACCAUACGCUCACGGACAAGAAGAUCGAUCAGUUCCUGGUGGUAUCGCGAUCAGUCGGUACCUUUGCUCGGGCACUCGACUGCACCAGCUCUAUUAAGCAACCGUCCCUGCACAUGUCCGCUGCCGCUGCAAGCCGUGAUAUUACUUUAUUUCAUGCAAUGGACACCCUUCAUAAACACAACUAUUCGAUAGAGACUGCAAUGUGUUCACUGGUACCGUCUAGCGGGCCGGUGCUGUGCCGCGACGAGAUGGAAGAGUGGAGCGCUUCAGAGGCCAAUCUGUUCGAAGAUGCGCUUGAGAAAUAUGGCAAAGACUUCAACGAUAUCAGAAACGACUUUCUUCCAUGGAAAACGCUCAAGAGCAUAGUGGAAUACUACUACAUGUGGAAAACGACCGAUCGGUAUGUGCAGCAAAAGCGUGUGAAGGCCGUUGAAGCGGAAUCCAAGCUUAAGCAAGUUUAUAUUCCGAACUACACCAAACCGAGCCCGGCCUUGAUCACUAAUAACAACAAAAGCAUCCUGAACGGUAACUCGAAUGGCAGCAAUGUCGACAUGAUGUUCAACAGCAACAGGGCAUGCGAAUCUUGCGCCACAGCGUCAUCUUCACAGUGGUACUCUUGGGGACCGGUGCACCUGACCAACCGGCUUUGCCAGAGCUGCUGGAAUUACUGGAAGCGUUACGGUGGCCUUAAAGUUGCAUCCCGAUUAGCUGAUAACGGAGAGGUCGACACGGUGUCCACAGUCAACAACAGCAACACCGCUUCUCCGGUAUCCCUGAAGAAGCGUAACGCAGGCAGUGAUAUCGACGAUGAUCUGACGAUUGUUGCCAACUCGGGAACGCUCGGAACGGGCUUAGCAAUGGGAGGUGGAGCAUCGGUAGCAUUAGUUGCCGGUGCUGGUGUCACUGCCGCGGCCGGAGGAUUGAGUAACCAUCGACCGCAUAGCCCGUCGUUUAAGUGCUCAAUUGUGAACUGCGGCAAGGAGUUCAAACUUAAAGCUCACCUUGCGCGGCACUACGCACAAGCGCACGGCAUCCAGAUACGGUCCGGAUCUCCACGGCCAAUCAUGAAAACGCGAACAGCAUUUUAUCUGCACACGACUCUCACUACACGACUCUCGCGACGCCUCUGUCGGCACAUAAUCCGCUCGAAAAAAGCGGCCCGGCAGCCGUCCUACGCAAUCAACAUUGCCAGCGUGAAACAAGAGUUUGCUCAAACUGAAACGACGAGAAGCUCAGCAGAGAUCAAGCGAUUGCUAACCUUCCGCAAAAAGGAGCGUGGUAGCGUGACACACAUCGCCAACCGUCUCGGUAACCCUGGUGCCACUGUAGGUGACUGGUUGCUGUUGACACCGAAGGACAAAAUGCCAAAGCCGGAGGUGGUCGCAUUUCCGAAGCCACCGAAAGCCCCGGACGGAACGCUGUUGUACGAUCGGAUACCAAAUAAAAACGAAGACGGAGCACCGACAUGCGGCAAACUAAAUCCGGUUUCAGGGUCUCCUGCAGUGCUUGCUGGUUGCACUGCGGCGGUUAAUAUGGUGUCCACAGUCGGAGGGGCACUCAGCGGUAAAUUGGCACCAUUGGUUGGUUGUGGCGGUCUGGCGGUUACUCCGAUUGUUAUUGGCAGCACCAACAAUAGUAGUAGCAACAGCAACAAUACUUCCUCAUCAGGCUGCACAGUAAUGGCUCCGUCUGCUAGUGGUGGCAGUGGAAACAGCGUUGCUUCAAUUAAUCUUCAUCCCACAACACUGACCACAAAUAGCAACUCUUCCAACAGCAGUAGCGUUUCCUCUUCAACCACCUUAUCCGCAACAGGAGGAACAUCUCUUAAGCGGCGAACCUACGAGGAUUCGAACGGAGUCGACGGUACGAUUGCCCCACCAGCGAAAAGACCAAACAAGGAUCCAAUGCCAUCGCAUCGUCCGACGCCCGAACAGUACGCGGCAAUGAUAGCCGCCGCUCAGUCGGCCGGUCAACCUCUUCCACGACAUCAUAUGAAUGGUAAACCAAAAAUUGCCCAAAUGGCACGGACCGGUUCCGGUAGGAAGCAAGUUAUUAGUUGGAAUGAUGCCCCGGAUGACGUCUUCUACCAUUCCACCAAAGCGUGCCGCAAAUUACGGCGCGAGAUCCCAAUGCUUGAACUACGUCGUGCUGCGAGGAAACCGUGGAGAAACUUACACCCGAAGUACUCAGCUAUUGUGGCCGCAUUGUUGCCCGUAACUCCCUCGGCACCCAGCCUGCCAGCCCAACUCACCGCACAGCUCGGACACGCGGCGCAGUUAGUAGCCCAUCCUACGGCCACCAACCUUAAUCUUAAUCUCAACGCCGCAGCAGCAGCCGCUGCCGCAGCGCUGGCCGGUGUUCAUCCACUAGCUGCUGCAUCAUCGCUCACCCUUAGCGGGGCAUUAGGUAGCACUGGGAGCGGUGUUGGCGGUAACGCCCCUUCCAUUCCUAGCGCCGGCGGAGGACUCUCAACUUCAUCCUCCUCCGCGACUUCUGGUACAGUUGUGAUGAGUACAACCAGUAGCAACAGUGGCACAAACAACAGUAGCAGCAGCAGCAGCAGCAGUGCAAUCACUGCCGAGAGCAAAAAUAGUGAACUGCAGGUUGUAAUCCUAGACUGACCCGAACCGCCGAAAAACCUGCAAUUUUCCGAGCACCACCAGCAACGUCUAACCCACCAACAUCAACAGCAACAGCAUCGCGUGCAGCAACCGUCAGCGGUGCCCGCGAGUCACCAUCGCCCGCAGCAGCAAUAUCAUUCUCAAAUCCCUCUUUCAUCGCAUCAUCAUCAGCAGCCACAGCAAGACGUCCACGGUGUGCCCUCACAGCAGCAAAACAUGCUGCAUUACAACAGUUCCCAACUACACCAGCAUCAAUUACAGCAAGAACACCACCUACUGUUGCUUCAGCAUAAUCAACAGUGCCAACCGCAACAAAAUAUUGCGCAGCAGCAUCAGCUUCACAACAACUAUCAUCAGCACAAUAAUCUGUUCAAUAGGCAGCAUAAUCAGUCGCAGCAACAACCCCCACAUCCCUAUACGAUGGAAGCACUGCUCAAUUGAAAUCAAAUGUGGGAAAAUGAUGACAGCGCAUGGCAGUGUACUAAAGCAGCGUGUGAAGAAAGCGGUCAUGCAAUGCAUGAGUGAAAGAAAACAGAACAAAGCUACUGAUGUGCGAAGAAGGAAAGGGAUAAGUAUAGAUUUUCGUGCUACCAGCAGACUAGCGCAUUAUUUUUCGCACUAAUUCACCAAACAGUUCAUCUUUGUAUGUUUUUAUGUCUACGAACGACAAGCAGUGAACUAAAUAGAACUAAACAGCAUAAAUUGGCACGCAACAUAAAUUUAUAGUCACUAUAUGAGCAAAGACGUAAAAUGAGAUUGUAGCAAACAAAGCAAAGAAGGCAAAAGGAAAUAGAUAAUAGCUAUAGAAAUAUAGGAGAGAAUGCGACCGCGGGAAACGAGAGCAAACGGUAUCGAGCGGAGAACGGAGACGAAGGUACGCAACGGAGAGUCGAUAAGUUGGCUUAAGUUGCUAAUCUAAAGAUCUAGACGAGAUGGAUUUAGAAGAAUAAUGUUCGGAUUGUGGAGGAAGUUCGGGAAAAAAUUGAACAUAGUGUAAGAUUAUAUGGACCAUCAAAUGGGUUCACAAGCCACCAGACCCCUUAUACAUUUCUAAUAGCUGUGUAAGUUGCAACCGCGAACCGAAGAAGACGUGUGCAAGGAGUGAGUAAACUGACAAUUUCUGCAAAGUAAGAAUAGGGAAUAGAAAAGCACACACUCAGCAGCAUACAGACGGCGGUUGCUGUUGUGGCCUCCCGUUUUCCACAGCGCGCGCACCACGCGGACAGACAUCUUCUACAACGUAAGCGUGACCGAUUAAUCUGGUGAAAACGCGUUUGUCAAGUACGUAAACAAAACUUGUUCUCGAAAUAUGUACAUUCUGCGGAUGCAACGGCAAACUGAGGUUAAAAACUUUUAUGGGUGAAGUUGCCAGGGAACUGAUGGAAACUGCCGUUUGCCGCUCCCAUAGCAGGGAUUUGUUGUGUAAACAAAUAAAAAGCGAGAGUGAGAGAGAUAACAAAAAGCGUAGGACGAAAGAUUAGCUUGAUAAGGACCUUCUGUGGGCAUGCACCAUCUGCAAUACACGCGCCGUUUCGAACCAAAUAAAUGUACAAACGUUGUGUACACUUCGGAAAAUUCUUACAAACACAUCCACGCAAGGUUGCUGGCGCAAAUUAAUCUCCUGGUUAGGCAGUCUGAAAAAGGGAAGGGAAAUGGUACGGAUCCUAAGACACACACGUUCCGCAACAAAGUGCUGCACUCACAGUGCAACUUUGUUUAUAAAACAGAGAGUUAAAUAGGAAAAUGGAACACCAAGCCCCUCUUCCGAAAAGAACACACGUUGGUGCUACAAAAAAGGGUGUUAGUAGCGACCACAUCGGAGCUAGAACUACGAAUUGUUUCGGUGAUAUUCAAACAUCCUUUACAUAUAAAGAAUUGGUAGUAAUACAUAUGCCAGUCUAGAUGAACGUGUGGUUUUAUCAGAUUCCAUAUAUGUUUAGGGCGGGCCUCUACUCAAAGCAAGAGAAAAGUAAAAGGUUCACAAAAACACGAACUCCAGUUUACUGUAAUACAAUAUGUGGUAAACCUUAUGAAGCAGCUUCAUUACACAAUUAUUAGAUACGGUAAUGAAAAUGCACGUGGAUUAUGGAAACGAAACGAAUGCGAUUCACUUCAGCAUUAAUCAGCAAUUACAUGGAAUAGACAAAAAAUAAGAAAUGGCGGGUAGAGCGUGGUUCGGAGUCGUUGUUCAAGCUACUGUUUAAGAUAUCUAUUUGUUUCGUUACUUACGACUGAACGCCGAGAACAUCGCUUACCUUUGUCAACCGAUACGUUCAGCGGUGUUUUUUUAGUAAUGUUUUAGUUCACUUCCAUUAUUCCUCAUUAUGACUUGAAUGCUUGAAUUACCAUGCCGAAUAAAGACUGAGUAGCAAAACGAAAAAAUAAACGAUAAAAAAUAGACCAUGAAAGUGUGGAACAUGUUGAGAGACAUUUGAAAGUGAGACAGCAAACACAUGGGAAAAUUAUCUUGUGUUUUUAGUCGCAGUGUGUUGAAACGUUUUACGAUCGAUUCUUUUAAUAUUAUGUAUCGUACGCCCGCCCUCGUUUGAAGUUUCGUUUGUUUAGCACGAUUAGACUGUUGUUUUGUUCAACAAAUGUUCGACCUUUGUUUGCUGUCUCUUUUUUCACUUGACCAUACUUUGAAACGGCUGUUAUUUUCUCUAACGAAUAUGGCCUCUCUGAGGAAAUUAAAGUUAAAACGAAACAAAUCAGUACGUAAAAAGAAAAGCCACAGCAACUAUCAUGUUUUCUCAUUCGAUCAUCACUUUCCUUUUUCCUCUAGAAAUAGGAUUUGGUGCCCUGUCUUACGCGUACUGUCCGUCGUCUGGCACCGGGAAACGAAUAAAUGAACCGAACGAAGGAAAGCAAGAAUCAGUUUAUUACGUUUAACAAAUAAAUUAGUAAAUUAAACUAUCACCAGCGUGUGACAAAGAUUUGUUUUUGUGAAAAAAGAAAUCAAUAAAAAGCACAUAAAAGAUUACGUGAGGCUGUUUCGAAAUAGUGGAGGACAAAGGCAAACCCGAAAAGGAAACGGACACAAACGCCACUGAGAAAUUCGAGUUGCAUAUUUUUAUUCAAGCAUUAUGAAGCGCAGUACAGUGAAAAGGCUGGCGUCUCAGUCUGCUUCUAAUUUUGCGCAGUUUGAUAAAAAGUAUGAAAUAAAAUGAGUGAAAAUACCGAUCAUGAUUUAAAACGACGAUGAGCAGCGAAAAUAAGGCAAUACACAAGAUAAAAGCAAAAAUGCGUAAAAACAAAAUAUGCGAUCCGAUCAGGUUAUAAAGUUCGAUCAGCACAUAUUGCUUCUCCUCCACUAGGGAAGGGUAGUUGUUUGGUCAUCGAAAGGAUCAAAGGUGCAAGAA